AUGUUCUCUUGCUGUCUUCAGACUACUCGAGCCUCAAGCCUUAAGAAAGACAACAGGGAGAGCCAUGAUGGUGUCUGGAGGCACAGGGUUCACUCUUGCCAUCAACGCCUGUGGCCAUUUUCCCAAAUGGUGGAAAAAUUGACCAAAGUCAGCCAAGGACGAGACUACACAGACCAGAACCUGAUGGAGACCCAGAGAGAGGCAUGGAUCAGGGCACAGACUUUGGUUGAGCAGAUGAACACGCUGGUGCCUUUUCUGCAGGAAAGGCAACCCUUGGUUGCCCUAGCUUUUCUGACUACAUAUAGAACUUUUGUGACACCCCGAAAGGUAUUGGACCUGCUGUAUGCAUACCUCAGCCCUUAUUCUAAAGACGAUGCAGAAGUAAAGAGCAUCCUCUGUAGCUUCUUGGAAACAUGGAUGGACAGGAACCCUGAGGACUUUUAUGACGCAUCAGACCUGUUGCCUCUGAAAUACCUGAAAGGCUACAUGAGUGUGUACAUGCCCCAGUGUGAUCUUAGUGUCCGUGUCAAGAGGCUACUGACACAGUUGGAGGAAGAACAUACCAUGGAUUCCCAGGCCAAAGAUGAGGAAGACUCAGAUCUGGGGAGACACACAUCCUCAGAACCACGGAUUGAAUGGGUUUAA
Messenger RNA from Rattus rattus (black rat), 645 nucleotides. RefSeq names its product ral guanine nucleotide dissociation stimulator-like. The transcript has 3 exons. The record is from RefSeq and is a predicted model, not a curated record. The coding region runs from base 1 to 645 and encodes 214 amino acids. NCBI's taxonomy places the organism in Eukaryota, Metazoa, Chordata, Mammalia, Rodentia, Muridae.